Phalaenopsis equestris is the source of this 3211-nucleotide messenger RNA. RefSeq names its product protein FAR1-RELATED SEQUENCE 6-like. The transcript is spliced from 8 exons. Gene Ontology annotation, biological process: regulation of DNA-templated transcription. The record is from RefSeq and is a predicted model, not a curated record. Bases 191 to 2737 code for a protein of 848 amino acids. Gene Ontology annotation, molecular function: zinc ion binding. NCBI's taxonomy places the organism in Eukaryota, Viridiplantae, Streptophyta, Magnoliopsida, Asparagales, Orchidaceae.
UGGAUCUGAGCAACAAACUAAAAGAAUUGAGCUGUUGCUGCUUUGGAACCCUAAUCAAUCAGUAAAUCUCCAUCUUAGCUUCUCCGAUUUCGCUCCGGAUGCGAUCGAAUAUGGCCGAGUAAAAUCACGAUUCCUUGUGUAUCGGAUAUUUUGUGGGAAUGAUCAUUUUGGUUCUGAUCUCAAGCCGCUGAUGACAGCUAAUGGAUCUUUAAUGGAUGCACCAUUUGGUGCCAAUGAGAUCGACAAGAUGAAGGAUGUUGAAUCGAAUGACAUGGUUCCUUCCAAUGUCAACAACCCCCCAGAGAUGUUGAAGGAUGUUUCAAAAAAGGAUGAGUUGAACGAGAUAGUUACUACCGCUGAUAAUGUUGAUGAUGAAGAAAGGGUGGUGGGUAAGAUCGGAUCAAAUAAUGAUGAUCCCGUUCCUACGGUAGGAAUGGUAUUUAAAACGUACGAUGAAGCUUCGAACUACUAUAAACAGUAUGCUUUGCGAGUAGGGUUUGGCGUGGCUGUUAAGAAGUCAUCUUUCUCCAAAUCCGGAGUAUGUAGGAGGUUGAUACUUGGCUGCUCUAGAGGAGGCAGAGGACGCGCUGAUGCUUGUUACCUUGCAAGGCAGAGCGCGAAGACUAAUUGCGAGGCUAUGAUUGCGGUUAAGUUGUGGGGCGAUGGUUUGUUGCACGUUGUCGAUGCUAAACUCGAACACAACCAUCCGGUCAGCCCUUCCACUGCACAAUUCUUAAGAUGUUACCGAAAGAUGGCUCAUACAACGAAUCAUGUAAGACAUUGUGGACCUAGAAAUUCUCAUUGUGUUGAUAAGGAUUGCAUAAACAUGAUGGAAAUAGGGAGAUUGAAGCUUGGGGAAGGUGAUGAUGAAGCCAUUCAUCAAUUUUUCUCUCGGAUGCAAAAUAAGAAUCCACAGUUCUUUUACUCGGUGGAUCUGGACGAGCACAGUCGAAUGAGGAACCUUUUUUGGGCCGAUGCAAGGUCAAGAGCUGCGAAUCGGUAUUUUGGUGAUGUUGUUGCAUUUGAUACAACAUGCUUAACUGAAAAGCAUGAUAUGCCGCUUGUUUCUAUUGUUGGUGUGAAUCAUCACGGACAAAGUGUGCUCUUGGGUUGUGGGUUGCUUUCGAAGGAAACCGUUGAAACGUAUGUUUGGUUUUUUAAGACGUGGCUAACAUGCAUGAUGGAUUGCCACCCAAAUGCCAUCAUCACAGACCUGUGCAAACCGAUUCAGGAUGCGGUUGCGGAGGUUUUUUGCAGAAGCAGACAUCGUCUUUGCUUACAUAACAUAAUGAAGAAGGUGCACGAAAAGCUAAGGGGACAAGAGGAGUUCAAAGCUAUUAAGAAAGAAAUUAAGAAACUCGUCUACGAUUCAUUACGAGCUUACGAGUUCGAACGUGAAUGGAAGGAAAUGAUCGAAAAUUUUGGACUUGUAGACAAAGAAUGGCUCAUCAACUUGUAUAAUCAGCGGCAUUCAUGGGUUCCGCUUUUUCUUAAAGAUACGUUCUGGGCAGGCAUGUCUGUCACUCAACGCGGUGAGAGUUUAAGUACCUACUUCGAUGGAUGCGUGUAUCCAAGGACUACUAUAAAGCACUUUUUGAGUAAAUAUGAAACUAUCAUUCAAAGUAAGUGCAAGAAGGAAGCUCAAGCGGACUCUGAAUCAUUCCACAAGACACCUCUUAUAGCAUCGAAAUUUUACAUGGAAGAACAGCUAUCCAAGCUCUACACCAUUAACAUGUUUCAAAAAUUCCAAGAUGAGCUAAAAGCCACCAUGUAUUGUCACGCCUCACCAAUUAAGAUAGAUGGGUCCGUUCAUAUAUUCGAGGUCAAAGAAUGUUCGUAUAUCGAGAAUGGAAAGCGGACACAGAGCAAGGAUCACGAGGUCUUCUUCAACGCAGAAGAACUAGCCAUUCAAUGCAUUUGUGGUUUCUUUCAAUUUAAUGGAAUUUUAUGUAGACAUUCGUUAUCAGUGUUUAUGUUGCAACAAGUUUUUGAGAUCCCAUCUCAUUAUAUUCUCAAUAGAUGGAAAAAAGAUUUUAAGAGAUUGCAGAUUUUGGCUAAUAGUAAUGGUGAUAUAGUAUCUGAAAACUUAGGGGAUCGUCAUUACUACUUAUCGAUGCGUUUUCUUGAACUCGUUGAAGUUGGGUUUUUAUCUGAAGAGAGGUACCAGCUUGCUUUAAAGCUAAUGAGAGAGCUGGAGAAGGUUCUCUUAGAUGGCUCAGGAUGCAGGGAGAGGCAACCAAGGCUUCUUGGAUUCGAAACUCAGCCGAGUCAACAGGAACCUUUGGCAUCUCGAUUCGUUACCUCGGAUUGUAAUAAGAGCCUGAGUUCACUGCAGACGAAACGAAGAGGUAGGCCGCAGAAAAGGUUUGAAAAAUUAAAUUUGGAGUCGCUCGUCCGGACAAACAAGGAGCAGGAUUUUCUAAGGUCAUCUCUCCCUCAGAGUGAGACCACCCCUGUCCUACAACCUGCCUCAGCUAGUUUGCAUCAGGAUUUGAUGGAGGAAGUUAACCUGAACGAGCUUUCGUUCAGCGCGCAUUUUGGAAUGCAUGUGAAUCAAGAGCAAAUUGGCAGUCAACCGAGGAUGCAGCCUAGUAAUUUGUUUCAGGUUCAGUAUGAACAGCAGGCAUUAGGAACACCAACUAGAAUGCCGUGGCUUUAUAACCAAAUGAAGAUCAAAUUCCGAAAGCACCUUCUGCUCGAAGAAAUGGAUAACAGAGAGGGGGCAUCCAUCCAGUGAUGAUGUGCUAUAUGUUUGCACUAUGCUGCAAGUUUUUCUGAAGGUGCAAUUUCAGUUGCCAACAUAUCCUGGUACGCAUAUUUCCCUGGAGAUUAAAAGACUUCGAUGGUGUUGAGAUGGAAGAGAAUAAUAUCGAGUUUUCAGACAUUAACUUGCCUGCGCUGAUGCUAAAGUUAUUCGGGAGACGAUCUGUGCAACCCCAACACAUUGCAUCCAGCUCCGAGGUCCUCAUCAUCAUCAGCAAUACUAGCUCUAAAGGACAGAACCUCGAUCAUCAUGGAUGGCACGUUCAUGGAUUGCAUUCUAACAAUGCGCCACGAGUCGAGACCACUUCUUUCUCUGUGAGCGAUUGCUCAGCCCAUCAAGUAACAUAUGAUCAAACACAACCAAUUUUUUUCUUCUACUCGAAAAUAAGAAACAAGGUGGUUUGCCACCCCAUAUAUUAUUUCAUAUUAUUUUGUUUUCUUUUAUUUU